This is a messenger RNA of Leptidea sinapis, 1027 nucleotides long. It is a transcript of the gene Ip259, whose product is annotated as ribosome biogenesis protein NSA2 homolog. The coding region runs from base 203 to 982 and encodes 259 amino acids. Lineage: Eukaryota; Metazoa; Arthropoda; Insecta; Lepidoptera; Pieridae. The transcript has 2 exons. Gene Ontology annotation, cellular component: preribosome, large subunit precursor; nucleolus. Gene Ontology annotation, biological process: maturation of 5.8S rRNA; maturation of LSU-rRNA. The record is from RefSeq and is a predicted model, not a curated record.
CUAUUUUCAAAAUCCGAUCUACCUUAUUGACGUUCUGUUUCGUUUAUUAUAAAUAAGUAUUGCAAAACAGUGUGAAGGUUUCAAUUGGUUUAUAGUGAAUGGUUUGUUCGAACAAGCCACAUGGUCUUAGAUUUCUAAGUUUAUCUAAAUACGAGGGAUUUUCACAAGUGAAAACUGAAAAGUUGACGAUUAACCAACCACAAUGCCGCAGAACGAAUAUAUUGAACGUCAUCAAAAGCUUUAUGGCCGAAGACUUGACUAUGAGGAGAGAAAACGAAAGAGAGAAGCCCGUGAGCCUCACAAGAGAGCAGAGAAGGCUCGCAAACUUCGCGGUAUCAAGGCUAAGAUAUUUAACAAAGAGCGUAGAAAUGAAAAGAUUCAAAUGAAAAAGAAAAUUAAAGCACAUGAAGAGAAAAAUGUUCAACAAAACACUGAAAAAGUUGGGGAAGGUGCUCUACCAGUAUAUCUGCUUGACAGGGAUGUACAAUCAAGAGCUAAAGUUCUAUCUAACAUGAUUAAGCAGAAACGUAAAGAAAAGGCAGGAAAAUGGGAUGUGCCGAUACCUAAAGUUAGGGCACAAGCUGAUGCAGAAGUAUUUCGGGUUCUUAAAUCUGGAAAGACUAAGAGAAAGGCGUGGAAGCGAAUGGUAACUAAAGUUACAUUUGUUGGAGAGAACUUUACAAGGAAACCCCCAAAGUUUGAGAGGUUUAUUCGGCCUAUGGCUCUGAGAUUCAAAAAGGCUCAUGUGACACAUCCUGAGUUAAAAGCUACAUUCUGUUUACCAAUUAUAGGUGUAAAGAAAAACCCAAGCUCUCAAAUGUACACAAGUUUAGGUGUGAUUACAAAGGGAACAGUAAUUGAAGUUAACAUAUCUGAACUUGGUUUGGUGACACAAGCUGGUAAAGUUGUGUGGGGGAAAUAUGCUCAAGUAUCCAACAAUCCCGAAAAUGAUGGUGUUAUCAAUGCUAUACUACUUGUCUGAAAUGUGAGACAAAAGCUUCUAAUAAACAUAAAUUAAUUGAUGAAA